Cynara cardunculus var. scolymus (artichoke) is the source of this 912-nucleotide messenger RNA. RefSeq lists its product as uncharacterized. The record is from RefSeq and is a predicted model, not a curated record. NCBI's taxonomy places the organism in Eukaryota, Viridiplantae, Streptophyta, Magnoliopsida, Asterales, Asteraceae. The coding region runs from base 1 to 912 and encodes 303 amino acids. The transcript has 2 exons.
AUGAAUUUGAAAGCAUGGCAAUCACUAGUUUUUCAAGAAAACCAACAACUUAAUUGCAUGAUCGAGGAUAUACUCAUCAACUCAUCCAAUAUGUUCAUAGGAGAUCAACCUCUAAGAGCAAGAAAAAUAUAUCAUGACAAGCAAUGCGAGAUAGGUGAAGCGCGUUUGAUGGAAGACUACUUUGUGGAUAAUUCGACAUAUGAUGAUGCUAUCUACCGGAGAAGAUAUCAAAUGAGAAGAUCUUUAUUCCGUUGUAUAGUAGAUGUUGUGAUUGCUAAUAACGAUUAUUUUCAACAAAGACCUGAUGCCAUAGGUAGUCAAAGUCUUUCACCAUUGCAAAAAUGUACUGGAGUCAUGAGGGUGUUGGCGUAUGGGACAUCAAUCGACGCAAUUGACGAAUAUUUGAGAAUGAGUGGUUACACAACAAGGGAUGCUCUCAUGAAUUUAGUAGAUGGUGUCAUCUUAUGUUUUGGUCAAGCACCACAAGUUAGUUAUAUCGUGAAUGGUCGUGAAAACAACAGGGCAUAUUAUCUCACAUAUUACAUAUAUCCUUCAUGGACUACAUUUUUCAAGUUAAUUACAUUUCCCACUAAGAAGAUAUACAAGUUGUUCGCUCAAUGUCAAGAGUCUUGCAGAAAAGAUGUUGAACGAGCAUUUGGAGUUCUACAAGAUCGUUUUGCAUUUAUUCGACACCCAUGUCCUGUUUGGGAUAAAGAUAAUAUUGGACGAAUUAUGAUUGCUUGUAUCAUCCUACAUAAUAUGAUAGUUAAAAACGAACUAGACGCAUACCUCCAUUAUUAUAAUCCCACUGAAUUUCUUAACAAUAUGCCCACAAAUCGACAACCCGAAAGUUAUACAGAAGAUGAUGGUCAACCGUCUACAUUCUCUACUGAAUUUGAAUUGGAAAUCUAG